Messenger RNA from [Torrubiella] hemipterigena, 2490 nucleotides. Lineage: Eukaryota; Fungi; Ascomycota; Sordariomycetes; Hypocreales; Clavicipitaceae. The record is from the annotation of a GenBank genome assembly.
CGCUGCUUUAAGCCCAACCCGCCCCUCGACCACACAGAGUCGUAAAGCGGCGACCGCCCCACAGGCUGGCACAGGCUUCGUACUCCAGGUGCUUGCCUAGCACCGCCAGCAGCUCCAACCACUUGCGACAGCUCCGCGUCACUUCGAAACUCUUGAUCUCGCCAUCACCUACCCAAUUCGCCACGACAGUCUCGAAUCUCGCAUACUGCACCUGUAAAAUAUCAACUACUCUAGCCUAAGCAUCGAACCGCACAUACCGCCGCCAUGUUUAUGUCAAGAUCUGAAUAUGAUCGCGGGAUCAACACAUUCUCCCCCGAAGGCCGUCUUUUCCAAGUCGAAUAUUCUCUCGAGGCCAUCAAGCUCGGCUCUACCGCCAUCGGUGUCGCCACGUCCGAGGGCGUUAUCCUCGGUGUCGAGAAGCGAGUGACGUCGACCCUUCUCGAAACAUCAUCGGUCGAAAAGAUUGUCGAGAUUGAUCGCCAUAUUGGAUGUGCCAUGUCUGGUCUUCAGGCCGAUGCACGAUCUAUGGUGGAACACGCUCGUGUCGAGAGUCAGAGCCACUACUUCAACUACAACGAACCUCUCGGCGUAGAGAGCUGCACUCAGGCUAUUUGCGAUCUUGCCCUUCGAUUUGGUGAAGGUGCUGACGGAGAAGAAACCAUCAUGAGCAGACCCUUUGGUGUUGCUCUUCUUAUUGCUGGUUAUGAUGAAAACGGGCCUCAACUGUUCCACGCUGAGCCCAGUGGCACCUUUUACCGCUACGACGCAAAGGCCAUUGGCUCGGGAUCCGAAGGAGCGCAAGCCGAGUUGCAGAACGAAUACCACAAGUCCCUCACAAUCGCAGAUGCCGAAACUUUGGUACUGAAGACCCUUAAGCAGGUCAUGGAGGAAAAGCUAGAUUCCAAGAAUGUGCAGCUUGCAAGCGUCACCAAGGAAAAGGGUUUCAGAAUAUACACAGACGAGGAGAUGGCUGCAGUUGUUGAGCGAUUGCCUACAAACUAAACCUGAUUAAGAAAAAUACGAGCUUCUUUUAAUGACAUUAUAUUCUUCAAGUCUUCGACUCCAUGCCCAAAGGGGAGCCACUUGUAUCGUUUCAUUCGCUUAUCUGUAAAACAAGCCUUAUAUAAACAGGGACUAGUGGUUGAGUAAAGUAUUCAUAUUUCGCUUCGACCUUGACUAUUAUUCCAAGUUCUGCAGUGCCCACAGUCAAGCCUGCCGACCGUUGGUGGUGAGACAGGUGCUGAUCCUCGCUAAGUCUCGGCCAUUUCUACUACAAAGGUUCAUUGAUUCUAUUCUUGCCUCCGACGCCCAUAGUAACUUUCCACUCCUUCAAUGAUGUGCAUCGUUAUCUUCGUCUAGGUCCAAUACCUGCAUAUCUUGCUCAACGCCCAAGAGUCCCAGCGCAUAAUGGGCGCGCUGAUGUGUUGCAAGAACUAUUCGCUUGUCAUUAUCUCCUUCGUCCGAUUCAUGGAUCAUCCUGUCCACUCGGCGAGGGUUUUGCCAGAUUGAAAUGCGAUCGUUUCCAAGAUUGAAGUGACUCUUAUACGGGGCGCCUCCGUUAAGCUGCGCCGCCUUGAUCCAGGCAGAUUCGCAGCCUUCAGCAAUUUGAGCUGCUGUUUUCCAUCCAGUCAGUCUUGUGGUAUCGUGCAUCCGUUUCACAAGCCAUAAUCUCUGGGAAGCUUCUUGGAACUGUAAACGGUUAACAUGGAGUGACCUAAACAUCAAGCAAAAGGCUCCGUACCUGUACACCAGCAACAAAAAGACAAAAUGCGCACUCAAUCAAUGCCGCAGCAACCAGGGGAUUUGCAUCAAGCAUAUGCGUCGUGUCAGGGAGAAGGCCACAAGAAAUCCUCCCAAUCUGAUUUGCAUAUGUCGAUGUCUCCUGAGCGGCUCUUCCCACAGCCUGCAAUGCCGCCCAGGGCAUUCUUGGAUGACAUCUAUAAAGAUGGAUAAGACCCAUGUAGUAGUUCAUCCAUACACCAGCAACCGCGUAAGACCGGUAUUGGAUGACUGUACCAAAAGGUGAGUUUCUGCGGUCAGCGUAUUCGGUACUCAAGGGCUGAAACUCUGGGGAGAACCAUGUUUUAAGCAGAGCAAAUGCUCUGCGUAUUUGCUCCCACUCUUGCAAGGCAGUCUCAAGAGUCCAAGUUGCCUCAAACUCUUCUGCUGUAGACUCGCUCUGAGGAGACACUCCAGGAGGUGGGCUAAACCCCGUAGGAGGCCGGACUUUACCUUGUGUCGGAACGAUUCCAGGAAAUGGUGGUGAUGCUCGUGUUUGUGGUGACGCCUGUGCAGCAUUUUCUUUGUUUUUGCGUACCCGAUCUUUUGCUGAAAAAUUGGCGAGCCGACCAAGCAACAAGACCACAUGAUCAUAUGUUCCGUAACUUUGUAAAUUUAGCAUUGGGAAUAGGACAUCCAUCAGGUCAUUAGAUCUGCUAACGAGAAGCACUUACACUUGCUUAGCUUUUGCAAUAGGUGUUCUUGGUGGGC